Osmerus eperlanus (European smelt) is the source of this 2486-nucleotide messenger RNA. RefSeq names its product PIF1 5'-to-3' DNA helicase homolog (S. cerevisiae) (gene pif1). Gene Ontology annotation, biological process: telomere maintenance; DNA repair. Gene Ontology annotation, molecular function: DNA helicase activity; ATP hydrolysis activity. The transcript has 12 exons. Lineage: Eukaryota; Metazoa; Chordata; Actinopteri; Osmeriformes; Osmeridae. The record is from RefSeq and is a predicted model, not a curated record. The coding region runs from base 245 to 2161 and encodes 638 amino acids.
UGUUGUCCUAAUGUGUUUGCUAAACGAUCGUGAAGAUACAGCUAGUUUGUUUUUUAUAUCUUAAAUGGGGUUUGAUAAAGUAGGAUAGAGUAGUCCGUCUGUGUGUUUGGCGUUGAACAGCGACAGCCAAACAAAGCUACGUUAACGAGAAAUUUACUAGCAAUCGAUUUAACCUAACUCUUGGAUGUUUUUUAAUUAGGCUACUUUUUGCAACACUACGCCACAGAAUAAAUCAACAGUUUCAAUGCUGCAAGAAGACGAUGCUUCGCAGCUCCAGUGCUGUGUUGUGGUGGAGCGCCUCAAUCAGUCUGGCCAGGCGAUCAAACGCCAAGUCAUCCGAAAGGCAGGGGUUGUUUUGGGGCGCAACGAGUUCCAGGAGAUUAUCCUGCGCGUCCAUGACGGGAAAGUACCACAGAACUACCCACUCAAAGACUUUCAGCUGUUCACGCGGUUCGCCAAAGACGGCAAAUGCACCGUCAAGCUGCUCCCGGAAAACAUCCAGGUGCUCAUCUCCGACUGCCCGCCUCACCGGCUGAACGUUUUCCUGAAGACCCUGAGCAUCAAGUAUCAGGCGUGGAAAACCGGCACGCCGCUCACCGACCGGGCGAAGCUGAACGCCGGUCUACCGCGGAGCUUCGACACCAUCAGCCCGUUGCAACAGAAGGACGUGCAGAAGGCGAAUGAAAUGAGGAGCAAAGUGAAUGCUCCUCUGACCUCCAAACGACUCCUGGAGAGGAACUUGAAUACGAUAACUGGAGGACAACAGGUCAAAAGGUCUCGGACAGACUGUGACUCCAGUCUGGUGAAGGCCCUGCCGCCCAGCAAGAGGCCGGCCCUGUCCCUGCCCGCAGCUCGUCAGCUGACCCGGGGCCAGGCGGCCGUGCUCAGCGCUGUGCUCAGCGGCAAGAACGUCUUCUUCACCGGGAGUGCAGGCACAGGGAAGUCCUUCCUCUUGAAGAGGAUCGUGGGGUCCUUGCCACCCAAAAGCACCUACGCUACAGCCAGCACUGGUGUGGCGGCCUGUCACAUUGGAGGAACCACGUUACACAGCUUCGCAGGUAUGGGCUCAGGUGCGGCCCCCCUGGAGCAGUGUCUGGAGCUGGCCCAGAGGCCCGGGGUGCUGCAGCACUGGACCAGCUGUCGUCACCUGGUCAUAGACGAGGUCUCCAUGGUGGACGGACAGUUCUUCGACAAGCUGGAGGCCGUCGCCAGGUCAGUGAGGAGGUCGUCUCAACCCUUCGGCGGAAUCCAGCUCAUCAUGUGUGGAGACUUCCUCCAGCUGCCUCCCGUCUCCAGGGGCAAGGACAAGGCCAGCUUCUGCUUCCAGGCCAGGAGCUGGAGGAAGGUGGUGCAGGUGAACAUGGAGCUGACGGAGGUGCGGAGGCAGACGGACCAGAGCUUCAUCUCCCUGCUGCAGGCCGUUAGGGUGGGCAGGGUCACAGAGGAAGUCACGGCCAAGCUGAUGCAGAGCGCCUAUCACAAGAUCGAGCGUGACGGUAUCCUAGCGACCAGGCUGUGCACGCACAAGGAUGACGUGGAGCUGACCAAUGAGAAUAAACUACAGCAGUUGCCAGGGGCGGAGCAUGUGUUUGAGGCGCUGGACAGUGACCCGGCAUUGGUGAAGACCAUCGACUCCCAGAGCCCCGUCAGCCGGCUGCUGCAACUUAAAGUGGGGGCGCAGGUGAUGCUGACUAAGAACCUGGACGUUCAGCGAGGGCUGGUGAACGGGGCCAGAGGUGUGGUCGUUGACUUCCUGCCAGGAAAACAAGGGCUCCCGCGCGUGCGUUUCCUGUGCGGAGCGACAGAGGUGCUGAAGCAGGAGCGCUGGGUGUUCAAGGCCGGGGGCGGGCUCUAUCUCAGCAGGCAACAACUGCCACUCAAACUGGCCUGGGCCAUCUCCAUCCACAAGAGCCAGGGCAUGACCCUGGACUGCGUGGAGAUUUCGCUGGCGCGUGUGUUCGAGAGUGGCCAAGCCUACGUGGCUCUGUCCAGGGCCAGGAGCCUGGAGGGGCUGAGGGUCAUGGACUUUGACCCCCGCGUGGUCCGUGCUGACCCGGAAGUGCUCCUCUUCUACAGGAAGCUGAGGAAGGAGAGGCUGCUACUGCAGGCCUCGAUGGAUGAGUUUGUGGGCCAGAGUAACAAGGAAAACCAGCGUUUGUGAGGUGUGUCCAUGUCCAGCCUGACACAUAUAUAUACUCUGUUCACACACACCCAGACUGGUUACAACAGGCCCCCUAUGAUAUUCAGAGUGACUGGCCUUGUUCAGUAAGGGGAUCUCCAAAGCGACCUUCUCUGGAACAGCUGUGACAACAUUCCUUCUUCUACCUCCGUUAUGAAUCUCCUUCAGCAUCAUGGAACUGGACUUACACCUGCCGCUUGAUCAGAGACUACUUUUUAAAAGUUUUAUUUUUAUACUAUUUAUUUCUCUGCUUGACAUUGGGAAUUAUGCACUUCUUUAACAUGAAUAAAGUUUUUGUUGUCGCCUA